AUGGCCCUGAGUGACACCGACGUGCAGAAGCAGAUCAAGCACAUGAUGGCUUUUAUUGAACAAGAAGCCAACGAAAAGGCAGAGGAGAUCGACGCCAAGGCGGAGGAGGAGUUUAACAUUGAGAAAGGCCGCCUCGUGCAAACCCAGCGACUAAAGAUCAUGGAUUAUUAUGAGAAGAAGGAGAAGCAGAUAGAACAGCAGAAAAAAAUCCAGCUGUCCACCAUGAGAAAUCAGGCGCGGAUCACAGUCCUGAGAGCCCGAGACAACCUCAUCUUGGAACUGCUCAAGGAUGCGAAGAUGAGACUCAGUACAAUCGUGUUGGAUCCGGAUAUCUAUCAGGAGCUGCUGGACAAGCUCGUGCUCCAAGCUUUUCUCCGGCUCCUGGAGCCUGCGAUGAUCGUCCGCUGCAGGCCACAGGACCUCCACCUGGUGGAGGCUGCCGUGCAAAGAGCCCUUCCUCAGUACGUGAUCCUCUGCCAAAAGCGUUCAGACGUCCAGGUUGAUCACGAGGCAUACUUGUCUCCAAAUGCCGCUGGAGGGGUGGAGGUCUAUAGCAGCGAUCAGAAAAUAAAGGUUUCUAAUACCCUGGAAAGUCGGCUAACUCUUGCGGCCCUGGAAAAAAUGCCAGAGAUACGAAGGGCUUUGUUUGGACGUAAUGCCAAUAGAAAGUUCUUUACAUAA
Chionomys nivalis (European snow vole) is the source of this 681-nucleotide messenger RNA. It is a transcript of the gene Atp6v1e2, whose product is annotated as ATPase H+ transporting V1 subunit E2. The transcript has a single exon. The record is from RefSeq and is a predicted model, not a curated record. Gene Ontology annotation, cellular component: proton-transporting two-sector ATPase complex, catalytic domain. Gene Ontology annotation, molecular function: proton-transporting ATPase activity, rotational mechanism. Gene Ontology annotation, biological process: proton transmembrane transport. Lineage: Eukaryota; Metazoa; Chordata; Mammalia; Rodentia; Cricetidae. Bases 1 to 681 code for a protein of 226 amino acids.